This is a messenger RNA of Beauveria bassiana ARSEF 2860, 273 nucleotides long. Its product is annotated as CHCH domain-containing protein. Gene Ontology annotation, cellular component: mitochondrial small ribosomal subunit. Lineage: Eukaryota; Fungi; Ascomycota; Sordariomycetes; Hypocreales; Cordycipitaceae. Gene Ontology annotation, molecular function: structural constituent of ribosome. The record is from RefSeq and is a predicted model, not a curated record. The coding region runs from base 1 to 273 and encodes 90 amino acids. The transcript is spliced from 2 exons. Gene Ontology annotation, biological process: mitochondrial translation.
AUGCCGCAAAAACCCAUCCGUCUGCCGCCUCUCGAGGUUCUGCGCGUCAAAAACCCCAAGCGCAAUCCCAAGAACCCCUGCACCAUUGUCAUGUCCAGUGUUCUCGCUUGCUGGGCCUCGGCCGGAUACAAUGCCGCCGGAUGCGCCGCCAUCGAGACACAGCUACGCCAGUGCAUGGACGGCCCCAAGCCGCCGCCCGCGCCGCCCAACACCAUCAACCACCACAUGGGCCGCCUGGGCAAGUACAUUACCUACGACGGAAAGCCGACGUAA